UCGGACUAGGACAACCGAUAUUUAUUCCAGUUGCGAAACGUUACUUUGAUCGUUGGUAAUUUCGUCAUCCUCUGCAAAAGUCAUCUUCCGUAAGUUCUAAUCCGGAACGCGGAGUCUUACAAAGGCUUUUAUUUUCGCUGCAAAAUGGGUGACAGCGACGUAAAAUCUACAAAGCCAUUUAAACAACGGAAAAGUUUUGUCAGUCGGAGAGAUGAAGUUGCUGGAAUCCGAGCCAAGUUCCCUUCCAAAAUUCCAGUUAUAGUGGAGAGAUAUCACAAGGAAAAGGAUCUGCCGCUACUUGAUAAGACAAAGUUUCUUGUUCCUCAAGAGCUAACUAUGAGCCAAUUCGUUACAAUCAUUAGGAAUCGCAUGUCAUUAUCAUCAACACAAGCUUUUUACCUCAUUGUAAACAACAAAAGCUUAGCGAGCAUGUCUAUGACAAUGGCAGAGGUUUACAAGGAAGAGAAGGACGAAGAUGGAUUCCUGUACAUGGUCUAUGCUUCUCAAGAAAUGUUUGGCUCAUGACAAACAUAAAAUGAGAAAAGGAUACUUACAUGGACUUAAUAUCUCUGGAUCAUUUUCCUCCUUAGAUGGCUAAAUUUGUGGAAAGUCCAUAUUGUGUGUGUUCCUUCCAGACCGGAAAGCUUUUAUUGGUAAUAUGGAGGGUGCAGUUUGCUACCACCAAUCUGUAGACAAAAGAGAGUUUUUUUUAACUGUUAUUAUCAAAAGCAAUCAGUCUUCUUAAGCGGUCCAUUGGAGAGUAAUUUGACAAAAUCUCUGUGCUAUCAUGCCAUUUUGCUAAAUUUGAUAUAAAAAAAAGAAGUGAAAGAAAUAACCUGGAUGACAUUUUUCCAGUAAACAUUCCAUGCAGGUGUGAGGAUAGUUUGUAUAGCAAUGGUAUAAAUUAUUAUUUGUAGUUUGUUUUCUACAUGACUUAAAACUUGGUCCUUUUAUCUGUGUUAGUGGCAUGAAGGAAAAAAUUGGUCCAACAUGACAUGUUAUGGGAGACAAACUGUUCAUUAAACCGUCCACUUAUGUGAGUCGUAAAAUGAAUUUCUCAUUUUAGUAUCUAUACAAUUUCAAGAAUUGAGGUAACACAGGGGGACAUUUUUCAGAUCGUAGACAGAUUCCAAAAUCUGCAAAAAUUAAAACUAUAAUAGUUUUCAUGCCCCUCAAAGUCCUGGUCAUCUCUUGCAUCCUUUUUUAUCUCCUAGUUCGCUAAUGAUUUUUUAUUCCUCAUCUGAAUUCAGAUUCACAGGGCAAUGUUGAAGUCAAGAGAAAUAAACUUUUACUUCAUUCUUGUUACUUAGAAAGGAUAUAUCCAUGAAUGUUGUUACCUAGGCAUGCUAGGAGUUAUUUAAAUUUAUUUUUAAUUAAAUGUAUAGCAUAUAGGAAGGUUAUGAAAAUUAUGAGAAUGUAGCUCUUUUUAAGAAGGGGUAUUAUUCAAUUGAUGAGACCCUCUUGCUGCCAUCUGUUUAGCCUGUGAGCAAGGUCGUGUUUGGGUUUUACCAUUUGGCUGUUUUUUGCCCUUUCAGGGCACAGCCCCCUUAUUCCAUCAUCAGUAGCUGUGAUAGAAAAAGUUAUUGAAACCCUUGUCAUCAUGGUAAUCAUGAGGCGUUUAGGUUCUAUAAACCCCAGAGAAGAAAUUUUAAAUGUAUUUAACUUUCUGCUAUGUAUGGUUUGAGAGUUUUGUUUUAAAUGCAUGGGUUCAGUUUUCAUUAAAGUUGUGUGUAUGUAGAUCUUGUGAUAGAUUGUGUGAGAAAAAUUGUGUUUUUUUUCUGGUAUGUUUUUCUUGGAAUUUACAUAACUCUCAGAUUGUAUGGGUAUGAUAUUCAGGUAGUAUUGCCCCUACACACUGUUACUGGUUUACAGUGUAACUUAACAAAAUGCUGUCUUUGGCUCACAAAUUUCUCAUUAACUUGUUUAGAGAGGUGAGUUUGUGAGAAAUACCUAAUAUACAUUACAGUUACCUAGAAAAAUAUAUGUGUAAUUUAUUGUCUCCCAUUUUUGUUGUUUCUUUCAUGCAGAAGCUAACAUUUAAGUGGUAUUAUCAAUGUAAUAUAGCUUGUGUCACGUGAUUUUCUGACUUGACUCAAGUAGUGGACAAUGUUAGAAUGAAAAAUGAUGACAAUUGAGAAAUGUUGAAUUAUAGUCGGCAGGUAAAA
Molecule: messenger RNA, 2165 nt
Organism: Stylophora pistillata
Lineage: Eukaryota; Metazoa; Cnidaria; Anthozoa; Scleractinia; Pocilloporidae
Product: microtubule-associated protein 1 light chain 3 gamma
Biological process (GO): autophagy
Source: RefSeq, a predicted model, not a curated record